GUCUCAGGGUCCCCCCCCCCCCCACGCAGCAGGAAGAGGCCUGCAGAGUCAGCCCCCUGAGGUUCUGGUCCAGGCCCCCACAGGGAGGGGCUGCAAGGGCCCUUCCUCCCAAGGCUGCCUGAGGUGAAAGUGAUGGGACUGCAGCCCUCGGCCUGGAGUUUGGGCGUUGUGAGCAGCCAGCCUUGGCACUGCUGGGUGCUUCUCCCUGGAGCCCCCUCCCCGCAGGCUCCCAGGGCAUUCUUCCCAGCUCCCCCCCUCUGCUUCCUAAGAGGUGGCCCUCAAGUAGCCCAGGCCUAGGAGUGCCCCCCAUGGCUCCCAGCUGCUUCCUCUGGCCUUUCUUCUUGCUGCUGGAGCUGGUGGGGGCCAGUGCCUUGCAGCAGGGGGGCCGGUGGAAUGGGAGUGGGGACCCCUUGCCUGAAGGGGAGCCCGGCAGAGGAAGACCCCUGAGGGCAGGGCUUGUCCCCCACCUUCCCAGCCCAGCUGGGGUGAGCCUGGCCGCUGGCCCCAGGCUGCCGGAGGGGGGGGCAGAGGAGCAGGCCCACGAGGACAGCAGCCCCCUGUGCUGCAGCGAGGGGGGGCUCGGGCUGGGGGGCGGCAUCAGGGUGGUCAAAAGCGGCCUGGUGUGUGCCUUGGGCCUCCUUAUCAUGCUGGCCAACGGGACGGUCAUCGCGGUCAUCACCUCCUCCGUGUCCGGCUGGAGCCACAGCAGCCGGCGAGUGCUGCUCUCCCUGGCUGCCGCUGAUGCCGCCCUGGCUGUGCUGGUGGUGCCCCUCAACAUGUACCAUAGCCUGGCAUUGGGGCCGGGGGAGGAAGAGGGCACCAGCUGCCGGGCAGUGGCCUUCAUCAACUCCAGCGUCUUCGGGGCCUCCCUCUACUCCUUGGCAGGCGUCUCCCUGGAGCGCUACGUGGCCGUCUUCUUCCCGCUGCACUACGGGCGCCUCUUGACUCGCAGGCGGGUGGCCCUGCUCAUAGCCACCGCCUGGCUGCUGCCUGCCCUCCUGUUGGUGCCGCUGGCAGUGCCAGGGCCUGGGGCCGUGCUCCGGGUCCGCUUCUCUGCCGCGGCUCUGCUCUGCGAGCCGGACUAUGCCUCCAACGCCCCCUACUCCUUGCUGCUGGCAGGCGCCAUUUUCUGCCCAGCAGCUGGGGUUAUCACCUUUGCCAAUCUGCGCCUGUGGCUGGUGGCACGCUCACAGCAGCGGAGCCGGAGAGGGGCCGUCCCGAGAAGGCUCCGCUUGCUGCACAUGGGCCCGGCUUCCCGCAUCCUGCUGCCCGUCGUCAUUGCCUUCUACGUCUGCUGGGCCCCCUGCAUGGGCACCAUCCUGUACAACGCUCUCACCCUGGAAAGAGUCCACGACUGGCUGGAGUUUGUGGCCCUCUGGCUGCCCACCGGCAGCGGAUUCCUCAACUGCUUUGUCUACUUCUGGGUCAACCGGAGCUUCCGACACAAGUUUCAAAAGCUGGGCCGUCGGCUGUGCUGUGGAGCCAAGCAGGACUGGGCUGGCCUCGGCCUCCCGACCGUCAGUGCCGCAGUGCAGAAGGGGGGCUGCCACCGGCCGGGCCUCUCCCUAGAGGACUUCUCCCACAGCGGCUCCUCCAGCAGCCUCGGCCUCUCUCAGGAGCCUCAUGUUGGACGGAUGCGUGACCCUGCAGAUUGAAGAGGGGGGACUGAGACUGAGGGUGUGGGGCGAGGGGCCACCCCAAAGGCCCCCUAACGGAAAAAAGCCCCCUCUGCUGACAAGCAAGUGGGGUCUCCCCCAGGGUGGUGGUGGGCCUUGGCUGGUGCUCCACCUGCACCUCUUCGGAGAUGCCAAUGAGCAGACAGCAGUGCUCAGCUGUUCCCUGGCUCCUUCGUUGCAACCACUUCUCUGGCAUGGUGCGAGAGGUGACCCUGGGCUUGGCAGCCAUGGCGGAGCGUGUGUGUGUUGUGUGCUGGGCAGUGGAGCAGCUGGUGAGGACGGCGAGGCAAACUACAGGCCCCAGAACCCCUGCUGGCCACAGAAGAGGACACGGAGAGUCUAGAGCUCUGGGUUUGGACUGCUUGACACGGAACGCCCACCUGGGCACCCUUCUGCCCCCUCCCUGGCUUGAGCUCAACAUCCAGCGGCCCCUUUUUCUAAAGGGCCAGGCAGAGGCAACUUAGAUUCACAGACAAAAGAAAGAAAGCCUAUAUUUAAAAAAAAAAAUACGAAAACAGUUUUCAGCCUGGGAUUCAACCUGUAUUGUAAGACAGCUGAGUUUUUAAUGUCCUUUUAUUGGCCAGCCUCUGCCAUCCACGAGGUUUUAAGAGCAGGGUUUUAGCUGACCCUCCCCCACUCUGUCCCUUUGGCUGUGAUGGAUAAAAGGACCCGGGGAGGGAAGGAGGGAGGGCGUCUUGCCGGGGGGGGGGGGCAGAGAGCAACAGAGCUGCACAGCUGAGGUGUUCUGGGGUUUGGGGCCUGCCAGAGCUCUGGGUGCCGCAACUCCCUGCUACCCACCCUCCUCUUCUUGGGGAAUCUCUGGCCCAGGCUGCAGUCAGCUUCCCAGGGAGGCACCGUGAAGCUUGGGUGAGGCAGCCAAGUCCACCAGCCAUUAGAAGGCAGGAAGCCCUUGAGCAACCCUCUCCUCUCCCCCAGGGGGCCUGGGGCUCCAAGAACUGGGGCAGAGAGGCUUCCAGGACCACCAGUCCUUCUUUAACAGAAUGCAAAUUUCCUCUCCCUCAUCUUGAUUUUUAAUUAUGGGACUUUUUAAUGGCUUGAAGGGGGAGUAGAAGUUGCAGUGGAAGAAGUGGGGGCUGCUCCAUUUCCACCCCAUACAGAAGGUUGGGGGGUUUCUAGGCACGGAGAGAAGCGUUCUGCUGGGGGGCUGAGACCAAGCCUGGGGGGAAUGGGGCGGGGAGAGAAAGAGGACCUUUUCUAGGGAUAUUUUUCAAGUCCACAGUUUAACUUGCCAUAGGCAAGACUGUGUCAGGAGUGGGGACCGCAUUAGGGUAAACCUAUUAGGUAACACCCCCUCUCCCCAUACAGCUGCUAAGGGCUUCAUCUCAACCAGAGCUGUGUGUCAGAAAACAAACUGUCUUCUCUGUCUGGAGUUAUUUCAUUUCUCUAUUUUCCUUUCCCCCUCUGCUUCUCCCCGACCCGGUGAGUGUUGUAUUGUAGGCAGGCAUCAUGGAAAACUGUGGGUUUUGUAUUUGACUUGCUCUGAGUUGUAAUGUUUUGUGCCUGCAUUUUAAAAAUACAUAUAGGCUGUGGUAUGAAAUGAUUCAAAUUGAUGUUGCUCACCUCAACAUCUCUUUCUAAAGUUACCUUUUUAAAAAAAAAAAAAAAUUGCUAUCCAGACCUUUUUAAAAAAAUGUUUCUGGAGUUUAGAGAGAGAUACAGGUCAGACUCUCCUUUUCCUUCCCUUUUCUGAUAUGUAAGUGCUGUGUUUUUCUUUUUCUUUAGGGGAGUAUAUAAUUAAAAUUUUACAAUGAUUAAAUAAAAAUAAAGUUCUUUUGCAUUAA
Messenger RNA from Heteronotia binoei (common prickly gecko), 3478 nucleotides. RefSeq names its product D(4) dopamine receptor-like. The record is from RefSeq and is a predicted model, not a curated record. The transcript is spliced from 2 exons. Gene Ontology annotation, molecular function: G protein-coupled receptor activity. The coding region runs from base 309 to 1655 and encodes 448 amino acids. Gene Ontology annotation, biological process: G protein-coupled receptor signaling pathway. Gene Ontology annotation, cellular component: membrane. Lineage: Eukaryota; Metazoa; Chordata; Lepidosauria; Squamata; Gekkonidae.